Messenger RNA from Dendronephthya gigantea, 2090 nucleotides. Its product is annotated as putative inactive phenolphthiocerol synthesis polyketide synthase type I Pks15. NCBI's taxonomy places the organism in Eukaryota, Metazoa, Cnidaria, Anthozoa, Malacalcyonacea, Nephtheidae. Gene Ontology annotation, biological process: fatty acid biosynthetic process. The transcript has a single exon. Gene Ontology annotation, molecular function: fatty acid synthase activity; 3-oxoacyl-[acyl-carrier-protein] synthase activity. Bases 78 to 2090 code for a protein of 670 amino acids. The record is from RefSeq and is a predicted model, not a curated record.
CCGAACUCCGUGUCAUCGAUGCUCUAAGCAAAGUAGGCGGAAGUGUUUUUUUAGGUGGGCUUAGCACAUUCCUUGGAAUGAUGCCAACGGGAUUUACCUCCUCCAUGGUAUUUCAGACAUUUUUCAAAAUGUUUGUUGGUAUCGUUUUUCUUGGUUUACUUCAUGGUUUGGUUAUACUACCUGUGUACCUGUCUCUACUCGGAAAGCUCUUUAAUCUUCGUGGAAGUAACCUUGACUUGUCAAUCAUAAAGUGGUUCAACAUUACAAAAAGAUACAAAUCUAGUAGAAAUACAAGCCGAGGUUUAUCUGGAUUACACGCAAAAACCAAGCAAUCCAAUCCGAUUGCCAUUGUGGGAAUGAGUUGUCGUUUUCCAGGUGGGGCAAACUCGAAAGAUGCAUUUUGGGAUAUGUUGGUGGAAGGUCGAUCUAGUAUUGGCUCGUAUCCAAUGAACAGGCCAGACGCAAGGGAGUUCACAGAUUCGUUUAACCCAGGGAAGCACACGCCAGGGAAGCAUUACAUCCUUACUGGCGCAUUUCUUGAAAAUAUUACAGGAUUUGAUGCUCAGUUUUUUGGAAUAUCUCCAAUCGAAAGCCGUUCAAUGGAUCCCCAACAGCGAAUACUUCUUCAAGUUGUCUUUGAAGCGAUUGAAGACGCCGGUAUACCGCUUGAGGACUUACAACAAUGUCGAACUGGCGUUUAUGUCGGAUCUAUGUGCACGGAAUAUAGUGCACUUGUUUUUGAUCCUUCGAAUAUUAGAAAGAUUGAUCAGUUCUCGUCAACUGGCUGCUCUAUGUCAGUUAUAGCCAACCGGAUCUCUUUUUCGCUGAACCUAACUGGCCCUAGCAUCGCGUUGGAUACAGCUUGUUCCUCAUCUUUGGUUGCUUUGGACAUUGCAUUUCAACACUUACAAACUGGCGAGUGUGACGCGGCUAUAAUUUGCGCCCCUAAUAUAAUUCUUAUUGGAAACCAAUUUCACACGGCAUGCUGCAGAACUGGGCUGCUGGCCCAAGAUGGUCGUUGCAAAUGUUUUGAUAUCAAAGGUGACGGCUAUGGGAGAGGUGAAGGUGUAGCUGCGAUCGUGAUAAAACCAACCGAAACAGCCUUAGAGGAUAGAGAUAAUAUUUAUGCAGAGGUCGUGGCUUGCGGAACAAAUAAUGAUGGCCAAACCGCCAUUCCAAUGACAGCCCCUAGUGAGGUAACACAAACCGCUCUUUUUAGGAGAGUUCUUCAAGAAUCAGGUCUGACCAAGGACGAUAUAACGUACGUGGAAGCACAUGGCACCGGUACAGCCGUUGGAGAUGUCGUCGAAAUGGGAUCGCUGUCAACAGUCUAUGGCAAUAGUGGUAAACGAUUACUUCGUGUAGGAUCAGUGAAAUCAAACGUAAACCAUACGGAGUCAACAGCAGGUUUAGCUGGACUAAUCAAGACAUGUCUGAUGAUAAAACAUGCUCAAUUUGUUCCUACUAUUAAUAUUCAACAAGUUAAACCACAGCUCAUGAUGUCUCAGAGAAAAAUGGUUGUUCAAGUUUCCAAUGAGCCUUGGAAAACCGAGGAUGAUAAGCCGAGAACCGCCGCGGUAUCUUCGUAUGGAUUCGGUGGUGCAAAUGCUCAUGCAAUCAUUAGGGAAGUAACAGCGAGGCCAACAACUAUAAUCCCAAGCAGAAAUUCAUCCAACAGAGUCCUAACAUUGUCGGCAGCGUCGAAAGAAUCAUUGAGAGCAAUGGCUAGAAAAGUGUCUUUAUCGCUAAAGAUAAAGCCUGAUGACGACGAACUUCUUAAAGAUAAUAUUUGUUAUUCCUUCAACGAAAGGUACACAAUUCAACUCCAUCGCUUGGCGAUUAGCUUCUAUUCAUUUCAAGAUGCAGCAAAGGCAUUGGAUAUGUUCUCUGAUCAGGAGAAUGGAUGGGAAGAAUUGGUGGCUACAGGGGUCGUCGCUAAGCCGCGUCGUGAAGCCGUAUUCCUCUAUGGUGGUCAAGGUGCACAGUGGUAUGGUAUGGCGAGAGAAAUGCUAGUUCACGAGCCAAAAUUCAAGCAAAGCAUUGAAAAAAUUGACGCACUCCUUAAACAAUACCAUGCCCCUGGUCCUUGA